UCUGAUCAGGUGAUUCCUGAUGAGAAACUCGGCCUCUUGCUUUGCUGUGCUUUACUCCUGAUGAUGACCAGUGCUGUUUGCUAAAGAUAAAGAGCUGAGUUGAGUUAAUUAAAUGAUAUUUAAUCCUUGGGUUUCCCCUGAUUUUCCAUGUGGGAUUUAUCAGAUUGAUCCUGGAAAUCCAAGCAUGACUUCUGAUUCCAGACAGGAGCUGGAAUUCUCUGGAAAUCUGGGACAGUUCUGGGGCUUCCAGACUGCUGUGCUCCGUGGUGGUGUUACUGGGGUCAGAGGUGCCUGACGAAGAUCCUGUUCAAGAGUCAUAACGAGAGCUCAACCCACAGAUGAGAACAAUGUCCGAUGAGACAGAACAGAGAAUGUGUGAUGAGGAUUUUGGAUCUGAUGAGGAGGGUGAGGAAGGCGACGUGGAGUCUUACCUGGAGGACAACAGCAGCGAGCUCAUGGACCGAGUCAGAGAGCUGGAGGCAGAGAAUUCUGCUCUGAUGUUAGCCAACGAGAGUCAGAGAGAAGCUUAUGAGAGAUGUUUGGAUGAGGUUGCCAACCAUGUGGUCCAAGCUCUGCUAAAUCAGAAGGAUCUGAGAGAGGAGUGCAUCAAGUUGAAGAUGUUGGUGUUUGACCUGGAGAGACAGAACCGAGCGCUUUGUGAGCUUUUUCAGCAGAAGCUGCCAAACCACCCCACUUCUCACUACCAGGUCCAGGCCGGACCCCUCCCAGACUACAACGCACAGCUGCACAAUGACCCGUCCAAACAGGUCGAGUCUGCACAGAUUGAAGCACAAGCCAAGGGAAACGGCUACCGCACACAACAUGCAUCCCCCGGCCCCCGUGGCCCCGCCACCUCUAUGGAGGCCCUGUCUCCCUUCUUCAAAAAGAAAGCACACAUCCUAGAAGUACUGCGUAAGAUGGAGGAGACGGACCCCCUGAAGUUCCACCCGUCUGCCACCAGCUUGUCUUUCUGCGACUACAACCAGGUGCUGAUGUCCACGGAGGCAGUGUUGGCCACCGCGGACCCCCUUCAGUGUAAAUCCCACCAAUCACACUGCCACUGCUCCUGCUCCGACGCUGAUGUACAACAGCACGUCAAUGGCGACGGGGGGGUGAAGUGUGAUGGAGGGAACAGCUGCUGUUUACACUGCAAACGGAGUCCAGGCAGUCCUUCAAAGCCAUGCAGCCACAUCUGUAGCCCUUCUAGAGCUGGCCUCGCCCCCCCCUCGGUCCCUGCAGUCCUUGCUGCUGCCGCCAGUGAAUGUCACAGUAAGACCCGAGCAGGAGAGUCUGUAACUUUGUGUGUUAAUGAAGCCCACCCUGCAGCCAUGGAGACGGGUCUGGAGGUGGAGCAGAACUCUGCUGAUUCGGAAGAGCUUGACGGUUCUCACCUGUCUGGUUCUGUGAAGGAGACCGCACCAAUCUGUGAUACAAGCCAAGACGUUCCCAAUGGCUCGUUAAAUGACCCCUCAGCCGUCCCCGAGGUGGACAGCUCAGACCCGUCUUCCUCCGUCAGAGCCAGUGCCUCUGUCAGCCCAAGCCCCUCCUGCCUCAGCGACGUGAAAGCUGCCGCCAUAAACUCUCCAUCCAAGCUGCUCAAGUUCCUAAAGAUCCCGUCCAUCGGGGAGAAGUCUCAGCCUUCCACAUCCGCAGUCCGUCUCAGCCCGCAGCUCACCCGAAACUCUAGGAUCCCCUGUCGCACCAACAACUACGAAGUCUACCACUCCCCUGUUCCCACCCGCCGAGCCACCACCACAGAGAGGUGCAGGCAGCCCCCACCCCCACCCUCCAGGUCUGAGUCCUACCCUGCCACACACUCGGCACCGACGUCCCCCCCACAGCCAGAAGAUGUCUGCUCCCCGCAGGAUAAGGACAUGAGCUACAGCAGCCUCUCUACUCCUAAAACCAGUUCUGGGGCAAAGCUGGGGGCCUCGUCUGCUGCUUCCCCCAAACGUCCUCCGAGGAUUCCCCAUUAUGAAAAUGUCUGUGACAUCUCCAGACCCAGAGACCAGGAACCAACCCAGGGUCUGGAGAAAAGAACCACGCUUCCAUCCCAGGCCAAGACGAACGGUGAGAGGAAGCUGGUCAAAUCGCUACCAGAAAGUGUCCUGAAUCCUCCUCCUCAGCAGAAGCAGUCUUCCUCAUCCACUUCAGAGUCCACGUCUGAGGAAGAGGAGGACUCUGACAGCCCCGUGUGGGUCAACCAGCACAGCCUGCCCAGCAAAGCUCAGGGCAGAACCAACUACUCCCAAACCAGAGAGAAACAGGAUUUGGACAUGAGGGGGAUCCGGAUGGCCAGCUCUGAGGUCAGCCAGCCGCCAGCUCCAGUUCGGAGGAUUGAGUCCUCAUCCAUCCCGAAGAGGCCUGCAGCCGGGACAUCCAGGUCUCAGGCCGACUCCAGUCACCACGCCUUCAAAGACCGACUGGCUGCUCUUGGAAAGCUGCGGAGCUCAGAGGAUCUCCAGAUGGGUGCCAUGAAUGAAAGUGUCCACGGAGACGAAAGGACAAAGGAGAGGUCCAUGGAGCUCCAUAAAGAUGAGCAGAGGCAUUCAAAGAACACAGACUCUCUUGAUGGUAAGGCUAAAGGUAGCACCGUUGGUCUGAAGUACCCGGGUUCCUCUCAGCUGUAUGAACAGGCCAUGAAAUCAUCUGGACCAGAGGACAGGAGGACAGGUGGUCCACCUGUGGUUAAACAAGAGCUCUGUGUCACCAAGGUGGAUGUCUCCAAGAGCAAAAUCAGUCUGCCGUCCCCCAACACAGACGCUCCACAGGUACUACGUAACAAUAUGAAGUGUCCUGGCUCAUUAAAUCUACCGUAUAAACCUGGUUUUGGUCCUCCGAGCAGCAGCAGCCCCAACAAAGUCCCCCCAAAGUCCCCGUCCAAACCCUGCCAAGGUCCGUCUGUCCACCGAGGGGGGAAGCCUUCAGACACCCCGCGUUAUUCGUCCAAAUCAGAGGAGAGGACCAAGAUCAGCGGUAGAGGGAAGAAGAAUCCAAUGUACGGGGACAGCCUACCACCUCCUCCUCCGAGACCACCAGCAUCCGAUGGGGAGAGGACCGCACAGCCGGCCCCCAGCCCACAAUCCGCCAUCGAGCAGAAAGUGAUGAAGGGCAUCGAGGAGAACAUGCUGAAGCUUCAGGAGCAGGACAGAGGAGGACAAGGGGGUGAGGUGAAGCAGAAAGCCUCCAACGGCAUCGCCAGCUGGUUCGGUCUGAAGAAGAGUAAGCUGCCUGCCUUGAGCCGCAAGACAGAGACCACGAAAGCAAAGGAGGACAAGAAGGAGUGGAAAAUAAAUAUCCCAUCAGUGGGGAGGGACUCUGUCAAGAUGGCUACUAGGUGUAAGGAAGGUGUGGAGGGUCUGAACAUUUCCACCCUGAUGGAGAAGGCCGAGGGUCUCCGGAGGGCCCUGGAGGAGGAGAGGGCCUACGUGGAGAGGUCGGGCAGGGGUCACUCCUGUGAGGUGGUGAUGGACCAGGCUCAGGGUCAGCUGGCGGUCAUGUACCGAGGAGCGCGCUCAGACAGCUUCAUGCAGCAGCUGCUGAACAGAGUGGAUGGGAAGGACGUGAUCAGUGUGCCCCAACGCCGCCUCUCGUUUGAUUGUAAGACAUCUAAACCAGUGUUCACCCAGCAGGGCGACAUCAUCAGCCACACCUCCAGCCAUGAAAACAUGGAGAAGGGGUCAGAUAGAAUCAGUAAGAUCACAUCAGAUGAAAACCUGGCAGAUCCGGUUCACUCACAGCACUUCACAGGCUCCGGGGCUUCCACCUACACCCUGGACAGCGGCAUUGGGACAUUCCCCCUCCCUGACUGCAGCAGUGGGGCCACAGGAAGAGGCCUGUCCAAGACGAGACCAGGGGCUGACUCCCCGGGACGGGCUGGACGACGGGCCCGGACCCUGGACCGGGAGCUGACCUCGCAGGAAGAGUGCUCCGUCUCCCACAAGCAGCUAAUUCCCACCAUCCAGUACAGCUCAGCGCUGGAGGGGAGAAGCUCCACCAGCGUCAUCCGAGAAGAUAAAGAGGUCCAUGGAGCAAACAUGUUCUCUCCUCGCUCCAAGACCUGGACUUUCCCCAACCUGAAGACACCUGCAGGACCUGCAGAGGUGUACCUGGCAGUGGAAGAGGAAGAGGAGGAGGCAGUGACCUUCGGAUCGCCAUUCAGAGGGAACAUGAAGGCCAGUGGACCUUCCUCCAACCGAGGCGUGGACCCAAGCAGCUUGCCUGUCCCGGCCCAGAUGGGGAUGAGCCGCAGGGGGAAGACACGCACCCCGAGCGUCCCCGAGAUGAGCCGGGAGACUGGGCUGGAACUGCUCAGGGAGCGGCCGGAGGAAGCUCUGUCCCCGAGCCGGCCUCAGGUCCUGGAGACCCCUGAAUCUCUGAGCGAUUCUCUGUACGACAGUCUGUCAUCCUGCGGCAGCCAAGGAUGAUGCUAGCGGGGGGGACUUAUGGAGUCCAGCCGCUGGCUGAACCGUAAUGCUGCUCACCCACCUCCACCUUUGAGGAAAAGAAACUGUUUUAUCUGUAAUGUGGUGAUGUCUCAUUGGGAGUUGGAUUGAUCUCUUUCUCCUCAGGAUUUCCAAUAAACAUGAAGCCAAAAGCCACCCAAAUAAUAUAAGUUGUUCACUUUUUCACUAUCAGACGUAACUGUGGACACUUCUCCUGAAAAGUAAAUGCAUGGCCGAGCUAAUGAUCAGCACUAGAAGUCGUCACUCCUACUCGUCCUUCAGAACUGUCUGUGUUACUCUUCUGGAAGAAUGAUCUCCGUUAUGUGCACAGUGAAGGCGAAGAGCAGCAGAACAGAUGAGGUGCUGUACCCGUGCAACCCCCAGCAACGAUUACAGAAACACAAGAUCCAGAAAAACAUACCUUCAUUUAAUGUCUGAAUGUUCUGAUUUAGUCUCCAACAUAUGGAAUUGAUGUUGAUCCAGAUCAAGCGUCAGAAAGAAAUAUGGAUUCACACAGCAAAGCAAAAAGAUCCACAAUUCUUGGUUUCUUCUUACAAACUUCCCAUUUAGUUCCAUCACAGCUGACUGGGAACACACAGAAUCCUUUCCCACAAUGUACAGAUAAAACACGAUGAGAUCAUUUGGCUAAAAAAAAAAGAAAAUCUCUCACAUGCAAAGAGUAAAAACUUGUAGUAAUUCAGUCUAAUCCUGCAGAAUGUCCUUUUCCUUUAAUGCUCCUGCUCAGCUGUGAAGUCAGAAAUGACCGCUAGACAAGUUUAUGAUGUUUUCCUACAUGGUGGGGGCUAGGGGGUUUCUACAGGUCUCUACAACCACAGUCAUCAAACUAAAAAAAUCUCCAGAACUUAGAGACCAGAGGAUCUCCCAGCCAGCGGGACAUGAUGGAGCUUCUCAGGAGUAAACAAAGUGUUUUAAUCUCACUAAUUCAGAGAAACCAAACAGAAAAUAUCAUUUUCUAUAAUUAUCUGUUCAUUCAGAAAAAUAAACCUUUUUAUUUCAGGUGAAAGUAACGUGCUUCAACAUGAGUGACGUUUCUAAUCCUGGCAGCUGUUUGGGGCUAUGAUUCCUGUCAAUCAGCAGCGGCUUGUCUAACAUCACAUUCAUCUGGAUAUUAAAACACAGACGUGUGUUGUAGAAAUGUAAAUGAAAAGAUGAUUUUUCCUCCACUUGAUCUGAGCGACGGGGGGCAUAAAUUCCAGCAUUUUUUUCAUUUAGGAAUGUUUUAUACAGCCAGAAUAUCCAGCUGAGCUAUGGAGAGAAAAUACUGUCAGUAUUGUCACACACAUGUAAAACAUGACCUGUAAACUGUGGAAAACAUGUCAGUAACUUUGGGUUCUUGCAAACUUGUGUUUGAAUCCAGACACAAAUAUCAAACAAUUUGAACACAUUUCCCACACACACAUUAUGAACUGUACAAGCACAGAUUUUUACCUUCAGAUGUCAUCAUUUGUCUUCAAAAACAUGCUUCUGCACAAAAACUGCACGCAUGGUCUGAUGUGCACGGAUCAGACGACAUUUCUCAGCUUGUGUGUUUUGAGACUACUUUCAGUGUCCAGACACGGAGCCUUUCUGGUGACAUAGACAGAAAAAGUCAAAUAAAAAAAUGACAAACAAAUAUUGGCAACAAGAGUUUGUCCCAUAACCACGCAUUACUGAUGCGAAAGAAUCACUAACUUAUGGCCACGUGUUAGUUAUGCACAUUCCUGAUGUAAUUUACUGUAUUUAACAUUGUAACCGAGCUUUCUGGCUUCACCUAACUGAACAGUUUAGCUUCAAAACAACAAGCUAGGUUCACCAUCAACAGCUGCUCCACAGUCAUAUUGUUCCCCCAAAACUACAAAUCCUACAAAAGGUUUGCCUGCACUAUGGUUGCCCUGGAGGGACAUAAAUCCUACUCAAAAACCUAGAACAUUAUAGACCGAGAUGGUCCCUUACCAUGAUAUCCUGCAGUCAUUUAUCACAGAUCACACCAUGAUUCAUCACAACGGGACAAUUAACCUCUUCUCGACUCAACCCCUCUGUAGAAGGGGCAGCAGGAAAUACAUGCAAUACAGAAUAUCUGUCCACACACCAGGAAGCAUCAAUCCUAACAUGCAGCACAUCUAACUGACAUGUAACAAAUACAUGAGAACAGCACUGUCUGCUUCAGAGCUAGUUUCUCCACUCCAAGCAAACCAAACACAAACAAGCAGAGGCUGCUGGUUACAAAGAUGUCUGUCUCAUCACAAAAACUUUGGAAGCCAGCAGCCAACAUCAUAAAUCCUGUCUUACAGCUCUAAAAAACUCUGCUAAUGUGUUCUCCCAUGACUCUGCCUUUGUUUGAAAUGAAUGUAAAGGUCGGCUAGUUUCCAUGGAGAUGAAGGAGGUUUUAUAGUGAAGGAUUAUCUCCUUCUAUCAUAGACUAACUUGGGCUUCACUUCUUUCUGGAUCCUCGUGGUGUUUCUAAUGUGAAUGUGGGGCUAUCCCUGGAUCCUCCUGACUCUGAGCACUGAUAGAGGCGUCCAUCAUCAACAUCAGCAGAUGGCUUCAUGAGAUAUUUACCGGUGCAACAUCUCUAUUUCAACACCUGGAAAACUGUUCAGAUUCAAUUUUUACCUUCUACUGUACACACAGUUCCUUAUCAGACAUCACUUUACUCAUUCAUAGCUGAUUUGUCUGCUAUCAUCUGGUUUACACAGAAAGCAUGUGAUUUUCCUUUAGGAGGAGAUUUUCUUCUGUGUUCCAGAUGAAUUUACUCUGCAGAGUAACACGUAUCUUGAUUCUGACACUUCUGUAGUAAUCUCACUUGUCUCAGCUUUCUGUUAAAACCAGGAUUAUACAUACAGCCCUUGUUGUUGUCAAAGAUACACUUUAUUUAUUUUGGGUGUCAUUUUAGACAGGAGGCAGUGAUAAUAGGUCUAAUGAUGAAAAAGUGCUGAAGGCGAACAGUUUGAAACAAAAACCAAAACAUUGGUCAAGCUGUUGAUGGAAUAAUUUUUUUUAGAGAUGUCACCGGAGGGGCUGCGUACUUACUUUUCAGUCUUACAAAUACAUGCUGCAUUCAACUGCUGGUGGAAAGCUGAGUGAAUUUUCUCUCCAGAACUUUGUGUCAUAUGUGGUUUGUUUGCUGGUUUAAAACCUGAAUGAAUGAGUGUUUGCUGGGGGUUGUACAUCCAUUCUGUUCUUGGCAUAAUUUCCCCACACAGCACAUCAGCGGCUGGGUCGGUGGGUGGGGGAGGUUGAAAAGAGGAAAAAAAGUAAAAAAAAAAAAGAAAAAAAGAAUGUUGAUCUCUGAUUCAUAACUGGUUAAGUCAUGUGUCACCAUGUUAAAUGUAAAACUGGUUUUAUUGACCAUGCUGAUUUUGUUCUGUAGCGGAAUGAGGUGAGAAUAUGUCUGUUUCUAAAUCAUUCAUAAUGCAUUUAAAGGUAAUAUAUACCAGCAAUAAUAACAUAGAUAGAUUACUGCAUUAUUUGAUGAUUAUGAAUUUCUAUUAUUUAUUUAUUUUUAAAUAUGCAUUAUUUACAGUCAUCUUUUUUCCAUCUUUCUGUGAGAAUCGUCAUCUUGACGUGUAGAUUAUUUUCAUAUGUUGUGUUGCAACAUUUCUGCCGCUCGUUCCCUAGAAAGUAGAGGUCCUCUGUACCUAACUGCCGUUUUUCAACUUUCUUAUUAAAAUGUUUUGAUUUA
Messenger RNA from Melanotaenia boesemani (Boeseman's rainbowfish), 8127 nucleotides. It is a transcript of the gene nckap5l, whose product is annotated as NCK-associated protein 5-like. Gene Ontology annotation, biological process: microtubule depolymerization; microtubule bundle formation. Bases 339 to 4427 code for a protein of 1362 amino acids. Gene Ontology annotation, cellular component: microtubule plus-end. NCBI's taxonomy places the organism in Eukaryota, Metazoa, Chordata, Actinopteri, Atheriniformes, Melanotaeniidae. The transcript has 13 exons. The record is from RefSeq and is a predicted model, not a curated record.